AAUCAAGUGAUUCCACUCACUCUCAUUCCACCAUAGUCUGCAACAUUAAAAAUCAUUAUAGAUUCCAGUGUUUCUAGACAACUCUGCUCCAGAAAUACGAUAUAGAGAUCUAAUAUUUAUUAGGCAAAGGACCCAAAGCAAGGAUAAUGGCUGAUUUAUUUGUGGUGCUGCCCCCUGUGACCUCCCAUAAUGCUGUUGUGUUUGGGAAGAACUCCAACAGACCAGCUUCAGAAGUGCAAGAUGUCAUAUACUGUCCACCCAAAGAUUACCCUGAUGGUGAAAAAGUCAAGUGUACUUACAUUGAGCUGGAUCAAGUAGGACACACAAAUGCUGUCAUCUUGAGUAAACCCUCAUGGAUGUGGGGGGCAGAGAUGGGAGCUAAUGACAAGGGUGUGGCUGUUGGGAAUGCACCAGUUUGGACCAAAUUAAAUGGACCAGAAGAUUUAGAGAAAAAACUUCUUGGAACUGACCUAGUCAGGCUGAGCCUAGAGAGGGCUUCCUCAGCAUCCGAGGCACUGAACAUCCUCACCACAUUGCUAGAAAACCCAGGCCAGGGUGGGCCAUGUACUGAUGAGCCAGGCAAAAAUGGAUGGUGUUUCCACAACAGCUUCCUCAUAGCAGACAGCUCAGAAGCCUGGGUUCUUGAGACAGCUGGAAGACUGUGGGCUGCUGAGAAAAUAACAGAGGGCUACAGAAACUGUUCCAAUGAAUUAAGCAUAAGAACCAAAAUGGACCUGACCUCUCCUAACUUAAUAGAAGAAGCCAAAAGUUUAGGUCUGUACACUGAAGACAUGGGGCCGUUUGACUUCAAGACAACUUUCUGUUCUCAGUCCUUGUCAGCACAUGACAUGGCCAACAGCACUUGUUUCAGAUUCCGACAUGGGAGGGAGCUCAUGGAAAAGGCUGCAAACACAGGUAAAUUUGGCUACCAAGACAUGUUCAAAAUCCUGCGAGAUGAAGACGGAGGUAUUUGCAUGAUGGACGGAGGCUUUAUCACCGCUGGCAGCCAGGUGUCUGUCCUACUUCCUCCCUCUGCCCUGGCACCCAGCGUCCACUGGUUCACUGGCACUCCUAACCCAGCCACCUCCAUCUACAAGCCAUUCUUCUUCGGCCCUGGCGCUGCCGUGGGUGACGUCACCGUGUCUCCCCCAAGUGAAGCUGGCACCGAGCAGGCAGAGAAGGGUCACGCCUUGUACCGGGGUCACAAGAAACUCUGUAACCUCAUGGACACACAGGAGGAGAAAGGUCACUGCGUGCUGGCCCAGCUGCGGGAACUGGAAAAAAAAUGCUGCGAAGACGUGGACGAAAUAGUGGCCAACUACAACGAGGCAAGUUUCCCCAAGCUGAAGCAGAUUUUCCAACACCUGGCUACAAUGGAGAUCAACUUCUACCUCUGAUAGACCGGCUCAAUAAUUUUUUUCUAUGUGCUUUCAUCUGAUGCAUACCAAAGCUUGCUUACAUUUAGAUUUACACCAAUAAAAACAAGUUUUGUUUAGAGUUUGUGCAAUAUAAUUCUAUAUCUUAAUUAAAUGUCGCAUUUUUUAAUUACUUAUUUAAUUUUUGCUUUAAGCAUGACUAAAAUGUUACAAUUUUUCAAUUUAAAAGUGAGUUUCAUUGCAAGUUGUGUACUGAGUUAGAAAAAUGUUAAUCCGUAAGAGUGGAUGUAGAGAGAUAUUUGUUGUGACUGCUACUAAGUUGCAGUGCUAGAGAUCUCUUCUGAUCCAACAAGUUAGCCCAUCCAUGACUUGUGACUCUACAGUCAUUUUGCAUGGUGCUUGUGGGCAAUAUGAUGACCAAUACUCCCUGUAUGUUGGCCUGUGGACUUGACUGAUGUAUAUUAUGUUUGAUGUAGAAUGUGUACUUUGAAUAUCUUACAUGCAAGAACUAAGUAGACAUAUGUGUUCCAUAUAUUGGUGUACACAUUGGUGUUUGUCUGUUGCAACAUGCAAACAUUACCAUUGUAGAUGUGCUACAUCAAAUAGUUAUACCAUGUGUAAUAUAUUUGUUUUAGUCCAUUUUUUAUACACAGGACAUAUCAAUGCCUGAUUUUUUUUCACAACACUGUGAUUUAUUUAUUAAAUGUUGCCAUAGAUUUAGGCAUUUUUAUUUGGACCAUUAUUUUUUGGCAAUAAUUAUGUGCAAUAUUAUACAUUCCAGUUUUUUUUUUAUUUUUUUUUUUACAAUCAUUUAUAUCAUGCUUUUCAUGUAUUAAAUUGAUUAAUAUUUUUGUUCUAUAUUAAGUAUUAAAAUAUUUAUAAUUUGUGUAUUUUUAAACUUCUUUUCACCCUGAUUUUUUAUUUUGAUUAUACCAAAUUUACUUCAUGAAACCUGUAAGAAAGAAGGUACAUUUUUUUACAACUGUUUGGCUUUCAUUAUAAGGCAAUUUCAACCUUCAUUAAUUCUCUUUUAGUAUUUAGAUGUUGUGUAGUGAUUAUUGUGCUCGGUGUACUUAUAUAUUUAGCUACAGCUUCUGUAGGUCCAUCUGUACAACAGGGUAAAAGUGUGACUUUAUGUUAUCAGUUAGAUUCCAACAAGCAAGCUAAUAUAGAACAAUCAGUCCCAGCCUCUACCAACAUGCAACAUGUAGAAGUUUAGAUAAGGAUUUUAUGAUUAAAGCUUGUUGUAUGUUUGCUUGUAGCAUCUGAUUCUUUUGUUUAACUAAUAAAAAAGUUU
Molecule: messenger RNA, 2673 nt
Organism: Physella acuta
Lineage: Eukaryota; Metazoa; Mollusca; Gastropoda; Physidae
Product: secernin-2-like
Biological process (GO): proteolysis
Molecular function (GO): dipeptidase activity; cysteine-type exopeptidase activity
Source: RefSeq, a predicted model, not a curated record